UUCCGAUUGAUUCAUUUUCAGGCGUUAAAUGUCAGAUAAAUUUUUAUUGGGAGUAAUUGAAGGCUUCUAUGGGAAGCCAUGGACGUUCGAGCAGCGUAAAAGAUUGUUCAAUAGGGAAAAAGAUUUUGGCUUCAAGUAUUUCAUGUAUGCCCCUAAAGAUGAAGCAAAGCAUAGACGGUUGUGGCGCGAGCUGCAUGACGAAAUUGAAAUCUUUUACCUCAAAGAACUCAUUAGCGCUGCCUCGGCACAAAAUAUUGCCUUUGUAUACGCUAUUUCUCCCGGCCUGGAUAUGAUUUAUAGUUCGGAUCAAGAAAUUGAAUUAUUGGAACAAAAGUUGAAACAAGUUUAUGACAUUGGAUGCAGAGACUUUGCCUUGCUGUUCGAUGAUAUUGAUACUCAUUUCCAUUGUUCCUUAGAUCAUAAGCAGUUCACUUCGUUGGCUAAGGCACAAGUGCAUGUGUCAAAUGCAAUGUACAAAAAAUUUGGCACUGAUUGUCAUUUAAUGUUCUGUCCGACAGAAUACUGCACGAGUAGAGCUUUUCCAACUCUGGAGGAAAGCGAGUACCUGCAAACUGUUGGUUCAGACCUAAACGAGGCCUUUCACGUUCUGUGGACCGGUGAUAGAGUAAUCUCGGAUGAGCUUUUAGCCAAGCAUAUCAAGCCUGUUCGAAAGAUACUUAAACGGAAACCCUUAAUUUGGGAAAAUUUAAAUGCAAAUGAUUACGAUCCUAGAAGAGUGUUUCUAGGACCGUAUCUCGGAAGAGACGCUGAACUGAUUGAUGAAGUUUCUGGAAUACUUACAAACCCGAAUAAUCAAUUUGAACUGAAUUACAUUCCAUUUCUUUCGCUGAGCUUGUGGUUCAAUAAAUCAUUUGAAAAAGCAGAAAUUGACAGCAAUCAAAUCACCAGAAGUUGUGCUGAAAAAUGGGCAGUUGAAGUUUGCCGACAACUGCCUUGCGAAGAAAAACUAGUUUCUCAAAUUGCAGUUGCGGCCCAAGAAAACUCAGAUGCUGGAACGGAGGUUGAAAUGGACUUCGAAAUAGAUGGAACCUACACUAUAACCCCAGAGGAAAUUGAACUGAUUCUCAGUUUCAAUUAUCUUCCACACAAGGCUGGUCCAAUAGCUGAGAAGAUAUUUGAGGAGGCCAAGUCUCUAGUUGAAACUAGCAGCGGUAAAGCUGAGAGUGAUUGGACUGAAAGAGGUCACAAGCUGAUAGAAGAGGCGAGAAGUGUGAUAGAUGCGAUUGACAAACUGCUGGAUUGUCCUAAUCGCCAGGUGGCGUUCGAGAUCUAUCCAAUGCUAAGCGAGACCAGGACUAUAAUGGACAUGCUGAUUCGUCACUUCAAUUGGCUUCUUGGCGAGGCAUGUCCAAUGUCCGAAGAGAAACGACUCGGGUUCUACACUCGAUUUGGAAUUAAUGGGCAAUUCAAUAGCUUGCUCACUAGCAUCAUGGAACCUGACAGUUGGUUCGGAGGAGUCAUGAUUCUGCCACUAUCUCAAAACUUCAUUCCUAAAGCGGCCAAAUUUAUGUGCACCAUGGCUGACUUCCACGACAGUGCUUUAGUGGAGACACUUUUAAAAGGAGCUGUUGAUCAGAGUCCCGUGCUGUGCUAUGUCAUGAUUAAUCAUCAGGACGAUGUCUUGGCUUUAUCUGUAGGUCAUGAAAGUACACAGAGUCUUAAAAAGGCUGUGGAAACUUUGGCAUCGUCGACAGCUCAGAAAACCGUAAUCACGGACGCUGAAAUGCCCCCUUCGACUGAUGAUAACGAUGGAAAUGUGAAUGUCGAUUCACAAAGUGAGGAUGAAGAUUCGCCUGAAAGUGAAAAUGAUUAUAUUUCGGCGUUAUCUACACUGGUCAAAAGUUUGGAUGAAAAAGAAAACAUUGAUAACGGCGAAGGUGACAUAGAACAAAAUAAAGCGUGUUGCGUAUUUGUGUUCAACUCACCGAAGUUACUUCAACAGAAAAUGCUGGAUAAUUUUCUGCUCAGUGUCAAUACAGCAGUGAAAACUUUGCCUGCAUUGAAAAAGUGCAGACUAGUCUUUGAUCUGCACUUUGCAUCGUCCACUCCUUCUCAUUUAGAUACGUUGGAAUCGAUGGGUUACGUAAAAGAAGAAGUCACGAACCGAUUCCUAGACAGGUUUACACUGUUUCUGUGCAAAUAUGCGGCCGAGCAAUCAAUGGUGGAAUAAUGAAUUUUUGGCUGAAAGUUGCGUAUUAGAUUGAUCGAUAUCAUAAUUUCACCUGUUAAAUACUUUUGAGGUUGAACAAUUGUUCAUCUGUAAGGAAAAAAUUUAAAACUGAUUUGUAACUUUCGCUAAAAAUUCAAAAUAAAUCUCAAAUAAAAUUUUGGAGGCUCUAGUAUAAUUUCAGCUGAAUUUUAA
Molecule: messenger RNA, 2383 nt
Organism: Symsagittifera roscoffensis
Lineage: Eukaryota; Metazoa; Xenacoelomorpha; Acoela; Convolutidae
Exons: 3
Coding region: 29-2191 (720 amino acids)
Biological process (GO): glycoprotein metabolic process
Molecular function (GO): beta-N-acetylglucosaminidase activity
Source: RefSeq, a predicted model, not a curated record